AGCCCACCGGUUUCGAGCGGCAAUAAAGAUCGUCGAUUUAGUGAUGAAUGGGAUGCUGCAAAAGUGCCACCCAGUCGGUUUCAGAAGCGCAAAGGGUCAAUAUAUGCCACGCCUAGCUCUCGGGAUGGCCACAUCGAUAAGAAUUACGCCGAGAAAUAUCACGCCAAGAUUGCCGAGAUGAAGGCGGGGAAGGCAGGUCGCUCUACAACUAGUGAAGAGACUCCAGGUAAAAAACAA
Messenger RNA from Trichoderma atroviride IMI 206040, 237 nucleotides. RefSeq lists its product as uncharacterized. NCBI's taxonomy places the organism in Eukaryota, Fungi, Ascomycota, Sordariomycetes, Hypocreales, Hypocreaceae. The record is from RefSeq and is a predicted model, not a curated record.